GAUCCGAACAUUCCAACCACUCGGAAUAACCGGAAGUGACAAAACAGCUCACAGGCCACUCAAUCGGCCGCAGAUUCCACCGCAAACGAAUAAAGAACCCACUUUGCAGAUUUAUAGCCGUGGAUUAUCUCGGUCCUGGUUGUGAGUCCUGUACUCCUCUGCGUGUGCGCGUCUCUCUCUCUCUCUCUCUCUCUCUCUCUCGCGCUCUCUCUCUGUGCAGAGAAGAAAGAACCCGAUCUCUCGAGGAUUCCAAGGAAGGAGGAACUAAUAAAAUGCCGGGAGUGAAAGGGCCCUCCGAUUACUCGAAAGAACCACCUCGCCACCCUUGCCUUAAAAUCAACUCCAAGGAACCCUUCAAUGCUGAGCCACCUCGUUCGGCCUUGAUUUCCUCUUAUGUGACUCCUGCGGAUUUGUUCUACAAGAGAAAUCAUGGCCCAAUCCCCAUCGUUGAUGACUUAGAAAGAUAUUGUGUCUCUAUAUCUGGGUUGAUUGAAAACCCCAACGAGCUGUUUAUGAAAGAUAUCAGGAUGCUUCCAAAGUAUAAUGUCGCUGCCACUUUACAGUGCGCAGGUAAUAGAAGGACUGCUAUGAGCAAAACCAGAAAAGUUAGGGGAGUUGGCUGGGAUGUUUCUGCUAUAGGAAACGCUGUCUGGGGUGGGGCUAAGUUGGCUGAUGUUCUUGAACUUGUUGGAAUACCUAAGUUGUCAAGUACCACUCAGUCAGGUGGGAAACAUGUUGAAUUUGUAAGCAUUGACAAGUGUAAGGAAGAAAAUGGAGGCCCCUACAAGGCAUCAAUUCCACUAAGUCAGGCCACAAACCCUCUAGCAGAUGUUUUACUUGCUUAUGAGAUGAAUGGAGAGCCUCUUAACAGGGAUCAUGGGUAUCCAUUACGUGUGGUUGUCCCGGGUGUUAUUGGUGCCCGUUCUGUUAAAUGGCUCGAUUCUAUUAAUCUAAUUGCUGAAGAAUGCCAGGGCUUCUUUAUGCAAAAAGACUACAAAAUGUUUCCACCUUCAGUAGAUUGGGACAACAUUAAUUGGUCAACCAGGAAACCGCAAAUGGAUUUCCCUGUUCAGAGUGCAAUAUGUUCUUUAGAGGAUGUGCAUGCAAUAAAGCCUGGAAAGGUAAAAGUUGGUGGAUAUGCAGUAGCAGGAGGUGGCCGUGGCAUUGAGAGAGUAGAUGUGUCUGUUGAUGGUGGAAAAACCUGGAUGGAAGCCUUCAGAUACCAGAAGACUGGCAUCCCAUACAUUGCGGAUGAUCCAAGCAGUGACAAGUGGGCAUGGGUGUUUUUUGAGGUCACCGUUGAUGUUGCACACAGCACAGAGAUCGUUGCGAAAGCGGUGGACAUAGCUGCAAAUGUCCAACCUGAAAAGGUGGAAGACAUUUGGAACUUGAGAGGGAUACUGAACACAUCAUGGCAUCGAGUUCGAGUUGGAGUUGGGCACUCAAAUAUGUAGUGCAAAGACCAAACCACGUUUGAAUCGCUAUUCUGACUGGACAAAAGAACAAGAUUUCCUCUCUUUCUCUUGGUUAAGUUGACUUGCUUUGUUUUCCUUCCGCUUCUACGUCCAAAAAUUAUAAUAAUAAUCUGAGAGUGUCGAUGCUAUUUUUACUUGAUA
This is a messenger RNA of Juglans microcarpa x Juglans regia, 1616 nucleotides long. RefSeq names its product sulfite oxidase. The transcript has 12 exons. Gene Ontology annotation, molecular function: oxidoreductase activity; molybdenum ion binding. Lineage: Eukaryota; Viridiplantae; Streptophyta; Magnoliopsida; Fagales; Juglandaceae. Gene Ontology annotation, cellular component: mitochondrion. The record is from RefSeq and is a predicted model, not a curated record. The coding region runs from base 273 to 1454 and encodes 393 amino acids.